Molecule: messenger RNA, 1750 nt
Organism: Rhipicephalus sanguineus (brown dog tick)
Lineage: Eukaryota; Metazoa; Arthropoda; Arachnida; Ixodida; Ixodidae
Product: MFS-type transporter SLC18B1-like
Exons: 13
Coding region: 117-1502 (461 amino acids)
Biological process (GO): transmembrane transport
Molecular function (GO): transmembrane transporter activity
Source: RefSeq, a predicted model, not a curated record
AAUUUGACACGCUUCGCUCCCGUGCAAAAGCUGCCAGCUGACGUUAAGUCAGCGAGACCGACAUAGGCAGACUGUUUAGACUUUCAGAAUUCCAAUUAUUCUUGUAACUUUGUCCUAUGAUGCCUUUGACCAAAGAUGCGAACGAAAAGGACGAGAAAUUGCGCAGGCUGCAGGAAAAACUGCCCCUGAAGACCAGUGGACCGCGUAGGCAGUCGAUGCUUUCUGUAAAAGAUUCCUGGCACUGGCUGCGCAGCAACCUCUGGGCUCUCCCUUUGAUGCACACUCACAUAUGGCUGUCGGCCGGUCAGUCUCUGCUGCAGCCUUUCUUUCCGCCCUUGGCUUCAACUAAAGCCAUUCCUGCUUGGAAAUAUGGUUUUACGUUUUCUUCAUUUAAGGCUUUCAUAGCAAUUGGUUCCUUCACUUCACAAAGCCUGAUAGCAUGGACGUCGCCAAAGUUUGUGUAUCUAUUAGGCUUGACAGGAUUCUUCUUGGCCUGCGCAAGCUUCGCUCUUCUUUACUGGUGCCCUAAUGCCGAAUCUCUGCUGGGUGGAUCGAUAGCAGCAGCAUCUCUGGGUGGAUUUAUGGAAGGCGUGUAUAUCGUCACACUUUACGCAAUGUGCACUGACACGUUUCUCCAUAACAAGGGAGUAAUAAUCGCAAUAAUGGACGGCAUGUAUGGACUCGGAUGCAUGCUAGGUUCAGUGGUUGGUGGCGCCCUUAUCGACCUGUGGGCAUUCCCUUUGCCGUAUUUUGUGUGCGGCAUCCUGCUCAUGGGUGCAAUGCCGUAUUUCAUAGCGAAGGGAACUGCUCCACCAAUUCAAAGGACAGACACAUCUUUGUCAACGAAGUCGGAAUUACAAUCGAGCUACUACAGACUUCUUGCCAAUCCUCGCUUCAUGAUCAACAUGGGUUCUGUGUCGCUCACAUUCGUCAUGCUUGGAUUUUACGAGCCCACACUGGAGCCCUACGUUCGGCAGUUUCACUUGACCAGCACAGAAGUGGGCACAAUCUUCAUGGUGACGUACGGCUCCUACUUUCUCGGAUCCAUUACGGCAGGCAUGUGCUGUCAUUUCAGGCAAGAAGCAUUCAUCGAAUUCUUCGGUGUGUCCGUCUCCGUCAUAUCUUUCCUUGUUGUUGGUCCAGCUCCAUUCCUUCAUUUGAGCCCAGCUCUUUGGCUAAUUUACCUCUCUCAGGUCUGCGUCGGCUUUUCAGCAGGAACACUUUUUACCAGCUGCUACUACAAUGCAUACAACGUCGCAUUAGAGUACGGUCACCCGGAAACAAUCACAACAAGCGCAUUUGUUUCAAGUUCCACCAUAUUGUUCCAAAUGUCUGGCGCUAUCGUCACUCCCCCCGCUGCCGGUUACAUUGUCGAGGCAGUCGGCUUCAGAGUGGGCUCCAUGGUCAUGUUCGGGAUCCUUCUAUUAUGGGUGCCGUUUACUUUCGGGCUGUGGAUGCAUUCACUCAUUCGACACGUCAAAAACACGUAUCGCUUAAGCUGAGACGUAGUGUGAAGCUAUUCAUCCGUAAGUUGCAGAAGGAGAAGCGUCAACCACUUACGUAUAAUUAUGUCGUUUAAAAUUUACCGCUGUUCUCCUGCUGGGUCGAAGACUGCUGCGCGGCACUACUGCCACUACGAAGAACUAAAGCCCUGCUAAGUUCCUUUUAUUACUAUUCAAGAAGAAAUAAACGUUGGAGUCCCGGUAUUGUUGAAGAGCAAUAAGGCAUACACGAGAAUAAAACUUCAUUU